Messenger RNA from Esox lucius (northern pike), 4038 nucleotides. It is a transcript of the gene vps18, whose product is annotated as VPS18 core subunit of CORVET and HOPS complexes. The transcript has 17 exons. Gene Ontology annotation, molecular function: protein-macromolecule adaptor activity. The coding region runs from base 306 to 3266 and encodes 986 amino acids. Gene Ontology annotation, biological process: endosome organization; endosome to lysosome transport; lysosome organization. The record is from RefSeq and is a predicted model, not a curated record. Lineage: Eukaryota; Metazoa; Chordata; Actinopteri; Esociformes; Esocidae. Gene Ontology annotation, cellular component: HOPS complex; endosome.
GAAAGCCUUGGAUCACCUGACUGGUCGUCCCUUGUGCGUUUUCGGGAAGCUAGACCAAAUUAGCAUAUGUGUACUGUUUUAGUUGAUUGAUUGUACAUUCUUAUUUGAUCUAGACCAUCAUAAUCCUUUUCACGAGACACCAGGCGGGCACCCCAUGGGGUCUGCUAAUUUCAGAAAGCUUGCUAGUAUGUUGCGUUAGGUAAGACCUUGUCCGUGCCAUCAUGAUUUGUCAUUUUAGCAGUUAGCUAGCUGUCUCAAUAAGUUGUUAGCUAGAUUUUCCCUUUAGGUCACCUCGACGUUGUGCAAUGGCUUCUAUUCUGGAUGAAUACGAAGACUCGCAAAACAGGAGGCACCCGGUUCAACACAGUAGCCGUCUGGCUGCUGCCAACAUCGGCAUAACACACUCCGGAUUUGUCAAUGUCAGGCUCGAAGAGGAGAAGCCUAUUUUCAACAAACAGAGGAUCGAUUUUACACCGCCAGAAAAGAUAAACCACUUCGCCGUCUGCAACAACCAACUAUGCAUGAGUUUAGGAAAGGACACUCUAUUGAGGAUUGACCUAGCCAAGCCGGACCAGCCCAACCAGAUAGAGUUGGGGAGAAAGGAGGACAGCAAAGUGCACAAGCUCUUCCUGGAUCCCACUGGGUCCCACCUGGUGAUCUCCCUCAGCACCAGUGAGUGCCUGUACCUGAACAGGAACACACAGAAAGUGCGGUCACUCUCCCGUUGGAGAGGCCACCUCAUAGAGAGUGUGGGCUGGAACAAGUUACUGGGGACAGAGACCAAUACCGGACCCAUACUAGUGGGUACCAGCCAGGGGAUAAUCUUUGAGGCUGAGAUCUCUGCUUCAGAGGGAAGCUUGUUUAACACCAACCCUGACCAGUACUUUAAGCAGGUCCAUGCCCUGGAAGAGGAUGGGAAGCCAGCCCCGGUGUGCUGCAUUGAGGUGGAGCGAGGCAUGGAGUCCAAGGUCUUCAUCAUUGCCACGACCCGGAAGCGCCUGUUUCAGUUCGUAGGUCGCAUACCGGAGGGGUCAGACCAACAAGGUUUCAGCUCCAUCUUCUCCCAGAACCAGGAGCUGUUGCCUAGCUUCCAGGAGUUUCCCUUUAACAUGGGCUACAGUGAGAUCACCUUCUACACCUCCAAGCUCAGGAUCUGCCCCAAGGCCUUCGCGUGGAUGAUGGGUAAUGGAGUUCUCUACGGACAGCUGGACUACGUGAGGCCGGACUCGUUGCUCAGUGACGUUCAGGUGUGGGACUACACUCCGGACAUAGACUUCAGUUUUAACAAGCCCAUCUCCGUUGUGCUGACUCAGUUUCACUUCCUGCUUCUCCUCCCUGAUCGUGUCAAAGCCAUCUGCACGCUAAAUGGGCAGGUGGUCUACGAGGAUGUAUUCCCAGACAAGUUCGGCCCCCUGAAGAAGAUGAUAAAGGACCCAGUUGGUGGCCUCAUCUGGAUCUAUACAGAAAAGGCUGUAUUCAGGUACCACAUCCAGAGGGAGGCCAGGGAUGUAUGGCAGAUGUACAUGAGCAUGAACAAGUUUGACCUGGCCAAAGAGUACUGUCGAGACCGUCCUGAGUGCAUGGACACGGUCCUGGCCAAGGAGGCUGAGCACUGCUUCCAGAACAAACGCUACAUGGAGAGUGCCAAGUGUUACGCCCUGACCCAGAACUACUUUGAGGAGAUUGCCUUGAAGUUCAUCGAGGCAAAACAGGAAGAGGCUCUGAAAGAGUUCCUACUGAAAAAACUCAACAAUCUGAAGGAGAGUGAGAAGACCCAGAUCACCUUGCUGGUUAUGUGGCUGACUGAGCUGUACCUGAAUCGCCUGGGGCUUCUAGAAUCCGACGAGGGCAAAUAUGGACUCUUCCUGGAGACACGGGAGGAGUUCCGGAAGUUUCUCUGUAGUUCCAAACACAAGGAGUGUCUUUAUAACAAUCGUACCACCAUCUAUGACCUGCUGGCUAGCCAUGGCAACGUGGACGACAUGGUCUACUUCUCUGUCAUCAUGCAGGAUUAUGAGCGGGUGAUCUCCCACUACUGUCAGCAUGAUGACUACGGCGCCGCCCUGGAGGUGCUUUCCAAGCACUGCGACGAGAAACUCUUCUAUAAGUUCUCCCCUGUCCUCAUGCAGCACAUCCCCAAGAAGGUGGUGGACGCCUGGAUUAAGAUGGGCAACCGGCUGGAUCCUAAGAAGCUGAUCCCAGCUCUGGUCAACUACAGUCAGAUGGGUUCGACACAACAGAUCAACGAGACGAUCCGCUACAUGGAGUUCUGUGUCUACCAGCUGGUUGUAACAGAGGAGGCCAUACACAACUACCUCCUCUCCCUGUAUGCCAAGUACAAGCCCGACUCCCUGCUGUCGUACCUGGAACAGGCUGGCACCCACGCGUCGGACAUCCACUAUGAUCUGAAAUACGCCCUGAGGCUGUGCGCCGAACACGGAUACCUGCAGGCCUGUGUGCUGGUCUAUAAGAUCAUGGAGCUGUACGAGGAAGCUGUGGAUCUGGCCCUGCAGGUGGAUGUGGACUUGGCCAAGUCCUGUGCGGACCUGCCUGAGGAUGACGAGGAGCUGAGGAAGAAGCUGUGGCUGAAGAUCGCCCGUCACGUGGUGCAGGAGGAGAAGGACGUGAAGAAGGCCAUGAACUGUCUGUCCUCCUGCAAUCUGCUCAAGAUAGAGGACAUCCUGCCCUUCUUCCCUGACUUCGUUACUAUAGACCACUUCAAGGAAGCCAUCUGCAGCUCCCUGGAGGAGUACAACCAGCACAUUGACGAGCUGAAGCGGGAGAUGGAGGAGGCGACAGAGAGCGCCAAGCGGAUCAGGGAGGACAUCCAGGAGAUGAGGAACAAGUAUGGUCUGGUGGAGAGCCAGGAGAAGUGUGCCGUCUGUGACUUCCCACUCCUGAACAGACCUUUCUACCUGUUCCUCUGUGGACACAUGUUCCACUACGACUGCCUCUUCCAGGAGGUGAACCCUCACCUGUCCUCCUACAAGCAGUCCAAACUAGAAGAGCUGCAAAAGAAGCUGGCUGCAGCCUCCCGGACAUCCAAAUCCCGCCCCCGUCCCGCCCCCAAGGAGAAGGAGGAGGGGGGUGACAGCGCCAGCCUGGGGAAAGGAUCUGCCAGCGUCAGCCGCGAGCAGAUCAAGUCCGACAUUGAUGACAUCAUUGCGUGCGAGUGCGUGUACUGUGGCGAGCUGAUGAUCAAGUCGAUCGACAAGCCGUUUAUUGACCCACUGAAGUUCGAGGAGGAGAAGUCCAGCUGGCUUUGAGCGAAAGGAUUUGGAAGGUAGCGCUGAAGCUGCUCACAAAUCUAAAAUGGUGGACUUGAAGUGGCUCUCGGAUAUUCACAGGAUCUGAAAUGCAAUUGAGCUGCCGAUCUGAAAUGACCAGUGAAGUGAUGUGGGACUGAAAUUGGCCUGAAAUCCCUGAAAUGGGCUUUAACUGUGUGGAGCUAUGUGUGAAAUAGAAUUUUCUUCUACAGAAAUGUCUGAGCUGAUGACAGCAUGUGUACGGUCUGAAAUGUCCAGGGGCCUGUAUGUACAUCGCCUUGUGUAGGUUGGGAGUACAGCUGUUAUUCUCUGUUAUAAUGGGAUUUAUGUUUAGCCACAGCUGCUCUGAUGCUGAUAGGAACACAGUCGAGGAGAAGAAUGCAGGCGUUCCCAUAUAAGCUCUUAUCCUCUAUGUAACUUGACCUAUUCUACAGUCGUUCUCUAUUUGUCGCUCUGUGACACUUCAAAUUGCACUGAGGUCAUGUCUCACACAUCGCUCUACUAUACAUUAAUAAAACAGUUCAUUGUCCGAGUUAACAAAUUAACUGAAAUGUUUUGUGAAAUGUAAUGCUUAUUAAUGAAUAUCAAUUGCUAUCAGUUUGGCUGGCAGCUGAUAUAUAAUAAUAUAUGUGAUGGAUGCUUACAUUUUGGUUAUUUGUGGCUGUUGUUGCAUCAGAAGAACUCCCUUUUGAGAUCAGAUGAAUGUUACAUUCCCCUUACUUACGGUUUGCAAAAUGCUCUUAUGACAAAUAAACAGUUAAUUUCUUCUUAC